UUUCUUUUGCAGUACCUGGAAUGUUCAUGUAUUCCAAGAAGUGAUUUAGAAAAAAUAACAUUUCCCAUCUUAUAGUACAUUGAUUGCCCACCUUAAGUCGUUGGUUGGGCAACCAACCUCUUUACACCACCACAUUUCCUCCUCUACCCAUGCUUUAACCCAAAAAUUUUCAGAUUGAGAAUAGUUGAUGCAGGGGCAGAAAAGUCAGUUUGGACCCCAAUCCAUUGUCCCAGAUGGAAUGAGUAGUGAAGAAGCAAGAAAAUGAAGUGGCAAUCCAUUGCCCCAGAUGGAAUGGCAAGUGAAGAAGCAAGAAAAUAAAGUGGUGUAACAGGGAACAACUGUUGUUUUGCCUCAUUGGAAACAUCUGGUCCUACAUGUAAGAUAUGAGCACAUUAAAUAUGUGCUUGUCUUUGCUGCGUUUAUUGGGGAGUCUUUGUUUCGUCAAUGCCAACCCACAAAAAGAAGGCCUUCUGGUAUGUUGAAAAAAGCAGUUUUGUUGUUCUUAUUUCUCUUCCUUUGAUGGUUCUCUUCGGCGUCGUGAUUUGCAGGCAUGGGCAGGCUUUAAUGGCUACGCACCUCUCUCUCUAUGCUUUUGUCUGUGUGCUGUUGGGGGGUUAUGUAAGUGCAGAUAGAGAUUGGGUCCGAGUUUAAUGCCAUCUCUUUAGGCUGAAAAUGUUGGAAAUUAAUUGGUUGUCGGGGGCUUCAAAUGAGUGAUGCUUGCCGACAAUGCGCUUGUACUGGUGGCAACAGCUGCCGCUGCUUAUACUGAUUCAACUUCUAGAACCCAAUAGGCUGAGCCACAAACUGUAUGCUGAAGCUUUACUUACUUGCAAGAGCACAGUUGGUAGUCCUCGGCAAUUCAGUGGUAGGGCCGGGAGAUACCCUUGCCUGAGACAAUGGGUAUUUGUCGAUUAUCAUAAGCUGAAAGACCAAGGUGUUGUUUCUUUGUUCCCAAAAGCCCAUCCUCCGUCUCCACAGAUUAGAUCAAUCAACUUAUCACCUUUUGCUCCAAAGUUGUAUCUCUCACACAAAUCAAUUCAAUCACAAGCAAAGCUGCAUAAAACAAGAAAUUUGAGGAUAACAGCAGCAGUUGAUGGGGAUAGUGGUGUUCCUACACUUACGACUUUGCCACCAACUAAUGUUAAUAAACCAAGCAAGCAGAGACUAGCUGCCAUUGUUGGGGGUAUUGGUGCAGCCCUGCUUGUGGUGAUAAUUGUAGUACUUGUCUACAUCUGCUUGAUGCGUGUUAAAAGAUUUAUAAGGCGAACAUCUGAGACAGCAUCUUCUGUACCAUCUCCUCCUGUUGAGUGGGAUGGAAGGAACACUUCUCUACAGGCCAGUGCUCUCUCUCCAUAUGGUACAACGCAUUUAAGACAAUUAACAAUCAUGGAGCUGGAGCAUGCUACUUGCAAUUUCAGUCAAAAUAAUAUUAUAGGUGAAGGUGGAUUUGGUUUAGUUUAUAAAGGAUUGCUUCUAGAUGGAUCUAUUGUGGCUAUCAAAAGACGCUUGCAUACCCCAACUCAAUUUUUUGCUCAUGAGGUAAAACGCAUAGCUCGUGUCCAGCACAAGCAUCUUGUGAAGCUAAUUGGUUAUUGUGAAGAAAACCAUCAACAGCUACUUGUAAAUGACUAUCUCCAGAAUGGGAAUGUUGGGAAUCACCUGUAUGAUAGUGAAGGUUUACCGAUGGGAAGGCUAGAAAUAUGGCAAAGGUUAUCAAUUGCACUUGGUGCAGCCAAAGGGCUUGAGCAUCUUCACAGUUUGGUGCCUUCUUUCCUACACAUGCACUUCAGAACAAGCAAUGUACUUGUGGAUGAAAACUUUACUGCUAAGGUUUCUGAUUUUGGGCUUUCUAGAUUGCUGGCUGAGGGUGCUCGAGCUGGAUCCUCUUCUGCGAUCGACUGCUUUCUUGACCCAGAGUUGAGAUCAUCAAAGGAUUUUUCAGAGACAAGUGAUGUGUACAGUUAUGGGGUCUUCUUACUGGAGUUGAUCAGCGGACGUGAAGCACAUGGCAGGGAUGAGCCAAACUCGCAACAAAAUCUAGUACUGCAUGCUAGAUGCAUCAAUGAUCUCAACAAUUUCGUGGAUAAGACAUUAGGAGAUCACACAAUGGAUGCAGUGAAAGAGAUGAUGGAGUUGGCUCUGGCAUGUGUAGACAUUAGUGUGAGAAGACCUACAAUGAAGAAGGUGGUUGAAGAGCUAGAAAGGAUUCAACACAGGGAAAUUGGUCAUCUGCAGGCCCAGUUGGGUGAGGAAAUUGGUGUUGUAACACUAGGGAGUGAGCUCUUUAAAUGAGCCCCCCGCCUCAUUGGCUCAUUGGCUCAUUGCAUUAUUGUAAUAAUUCUUUUAUUAAAUUAAUUGAUUGUAAUUAUUGAACAUCACCUUAAUCAUAAGAUAAAUUUCUUAAUCAGUAAAUAAAUCAAAAGAAACCUUCCUGGGAAGUGAAGUUGUAUUUGG
Messenger RNA from Vitis vinifera (wine grape), 2454 nucleotides. RefSeq names its product probable serine/threonine-protein kinase PBL28. The record is from RefSeq and is a predicted model, not a curated record. Gene Ontology annotation, molecular function: protein kinase activity; ATP binding. The transcript has 10 exons. Bases 727 to 2292 code for a protein of 521 amino acids. NCBI's taxonomy places the organism in Eukaryota, Viridiplantae, Streptophyta, Magnoliopsida, Vitales, Vitaceae. Gene Ontology annotation, biological process: protein phosphorylation.